AAGAUGUCAGGGGAGGAGGAGUUUUAUCUGUUCAAGAACAUCUCCUUGGUGGGGCCAUGGGAUGGGCCUCAGUACCACAUUGCCCCGGUCUGGGCCUUCCGCCUCCAGGCAGUCUUCAUGGGCUUUGUCUUCUUUGCAGGGACACCACUCAAUGCCACGGUGCUGGUGGCCACCCUCCGCUACAAAAAAUUGCGACAGCCACUCAACUAUAUUCUGGUCAAUGUGUCCCUGGGGGGUUUCAUCUACUGCAUCUCUGUGUCCAGCGUCUUCAUCGCCAGCUGUCACGGAUACUUCAUCUUUGGGCACCUUAUUUGUGCUUUGGAGGCCUUCCUGGGAACUAUAGCAGGUCUGGUGACAGGCUGGUCACUGGCCUUCCUGGCCUUUGAGCGCUAUCUGGUCAUCUGUAAGCCCUUCGGCAACUUCCGCUUCAGCUCCAAGCACGCACUGAUGGUGGUCCUGGCUACCUGGACCAUUGGUAUUGGCGUCUCCAUCCCGCCCUUCUUUGGCUGGAGCCGGUACAUCCCUGAGGGCCUGCAGUGCUCCUGCGGCCCCGACUGGUACACCGUGGGCACCAAAUACCGCAGCGAGUACUACACCUGGUUCCUCUUUAUCUUCUGCUUCAUUGUGCCUCUCUCCCUCAUCUGCUUCUCCUACUCGCAGCUGCUGGGAGCCCUCCGAGCCGUUGCAGCCCAGCAACAGGAGUCUGCUUCAACCCAGAAGGCCGAGCGGGAGGUGAGCCGGAUGGUGGUGGUGAUGGUGGGGUCCUUUUGUUUCUGUUACACGCCCUAUGCUGCGAUGGCCAUGUACUUGAUCAACAACCGGAACCACGGGGUGGACCUACGGCUGGUUACCAUUCCUGCCUUCUUCUCCAAGAGUGCUUGUGUCUACAACCCUAUCAUCUAUUGCUUCAUGAAUAAGCAGUUCCGAGCCUGCAUCAUGGAGAUGGUGUGUGGGAAGCCCAUGACAGAUGAUUCUGAAAUGUCCAGCUCCCAGAAAACAGAAGUCUCUUCUGUCUCUCCCAGUCAAGUUGGCCCCAACUAAGGAGCCAUACUGGCUUACCUGCAGCAAUUAGGAUUUCUCUAAGAAAUUUAGAGAAA
Molecule: messenger RNA, 1097 nt
Organism: Mustela erminea (ermine)
Lineage: Eukaryota; Metazoa; Chordata; Mammalia; Carnivora; Mustelidae
Gene: OPN1SW
Product: opsin 1, short wave sensitive
Exons: 5
Coding region: 4-1041 (345 amino acids)
Biological process (GO): visual perception; phototransduction; G protein-coupled receptor signaling pathway
Cellular component (GO): membrane; photoreceptor outer segment
Molecular function (GO): G protein-coupled receptor activity
Source: RefSeq, a predicted model, not a curated record